This is a messenger RNA of Aureobasidium musti, 3432 nucleotides long. NCBI's taxonomy places the organism in Eukaryota, Fungi, Ascomycota, Dothideomycetes, Dothideales, Saccotheciaceae. The record is from the annotation of a GenBank genome assembly.
AUGCCACCCAAGUUUGGCAGAAUCGCCAAAGCCAAAGCCAGAAACUCGCACUCCCACGACGAACCCCAAGAUGCAAACGCCGCCGAAAUCAGAUUGGACAAAUACAUCGAUAACAAGCUCAAGAAGGAGGAGAACCUGGCCUUGAUCAAGAAACUCGCCGCGCAAAAGAGACCAGCUCUUGAGCUGGAGAGCGAGUCAGAAGAUGAGCAGACUUCGACACCACAAGCAAGCACUUCGAAAUCUGCUUCUGCUAAAACCUCAGCAUCCGUACCCACCACAGCUCCUGCGCCGGCGCCAGGCAAAGGCGGUCUCUUUGCUGCUGGCCAGGGCUUAUUUGGCAGUGGGCUGAAGAGGCCACUUGAGAUGGACGAGGAAGGAAAGCCAGUCAUCAAGAGCAGGAAACGUACAAAGAUUAUUAACAAGUCUGCCCCUGUAGUCGCUCAGGAGCCCGAAUGGGAAGGCUUCUCCGGCGACGAGGAUGGUGAGGAAGACGAUGAUGAAAGCCAGAGUUCAGAAGAGGACAUCGAAGAUGGCGAGGGAGAGUCAGAAGAGGAGGAUGAAGAGGAGGGCGAUGACGACGAAGAAGACUCAGAAGAAGAUUCGGAAGAAGAAGACCGUCAAGGAGGCGCAAAAGCCCGUUCAUCUGCCUUCAAGAUGUGGGCUACCGAACAACGAAACCAGGCCAUAGGCUUCGUACCUUCAACAAACCUCGAAACCGUAAACGCGACGACCGUCAAACAACCAACAAAUUUCGUUCCUCGCGCUCCUUCACCAGAAACCCUCCCUCCCGAACUCGCAGUAUCCGCCACCACAGAAUCAGACAACCGUCCUGCCGUCAGUCUGGUCAUCCCUCGCACUCCCGAGAUUCAAGAGGCGAGGUUGAAGUUGCCAGUUGUGCAAGAAGAACAGAAGAUCAUGGAAGCUGUCCACAACAACAACGUUCUUGUCGUCUGGGGUGCCACUGGUUCCGGUAAAACGACACAGGUCCCUCAGAUGAUGUUCGAGAGCGGCUACGGCAGCAAGAUUGGACAAACAGACGGAGAAGGCAAGGCCAAGGGCAUGAUUGGUGUCACUCAACCUCGUCGUGUCGCUGCUGUCAGUGUGUCCGAGCGUGUCGGCACUGAGUUGUGUGACAUGAAGGACCGUGUUGGUUACCAGAUCCGUUUCGAUACCACCGUCUCCAAGGACACUGCUAUCAAAUUCAUGACCGAUGGUAUUCUGCUUAGAGAAAUCGCCAACGACUUCAUCUUGUCCAGAUAUUCUGCCAUUGUCAUCGAUGAAGCCCAUGAACGCUCCGUCAACACCGACAUCCUGAUCGGUAUGAUGAGUAGAAUCGUGGAUCUUCGUGCUCAAAUGGCAAAGGAGGAGCCCGACAAGUACUACCCUCUCAAGCUCGUCAUCAUGAGUGCCACUCUCCGCAUCACAGAUUUCACCGAAAACACUCGCCUCUUCAGAAACGGUCCGCCGCCGAUUGUCAAGGCAGAGGGCAGGCAGUUCCCUGUCACUGAUCACUUUGCUCGCAGGACAACACACGACUAUGUCGACGAUAUGUUCCACAAGCUGCCACCUGGUGGUAUGCUUUAUUUCCUUACUGGUCAGCAAGAGAUUAUUCAACUCGCCAAAAAGUUGCGCCAGGCUUUCCCUGCCGAUACUGGCAGCCAGGUGAAGCAACCCAGAGUUCAUGUUUCUGCUGCAGAUGCUCCACUAGAAAUUGACGAUAUGGACGCCGAGGCUCAACCUGCACCAAGAAGAGACGACGACGACGAUGACGAUGAUGACUCGGACGUUGAAAUCAAGGGAUUGGAUGAUGAGGAAGAUGACAAGGAAUUCGUGAUCGAAGGGGAAGAGCAACCCGUGGAAGCGCUCAGGGUGCACGUGCUACCGCUGUACUCGCAGCUUCCCACUAAGCAACAACUCAAGGUCUUCGAGGAACCGCCGGCAGGUUCAAGACUGAUUGUUCUUGCCACUAACGUUGCCGAAACAUCUCUCACCAUCCCUGGCAUCCGCUACGUAUUUGAUUGCGGUCGCUCUAAGGAGAAGAAAUAUGAAGCUUCGACUGGUGUUCAAACGUUCGAGAUCGACUUCAUCAGCAAGGCCAGUGCUGCACAAAGAGCCGGUCGUGCUGGUCGUACAGGACCAGGUCACUGUUACCGUCUCUACUCAUCCGCCGUCUACGAGCGCGACUUCGAAGAGUACGCCAUCCCUGAGAUUCUGAGAUCACCCAUCGAAGGCGUUGUUCUGUCUCUCAAGAACAUGGACAUCCAAACUGUAGUCAACUUCCCCUUCCCUACACCGCCAGACCGUAAGGCAUUGGCCAAGGCUGAAAAACUUCUCACCUACCUUGGUGCUAUUGAUGCGCAUGGCAAAAUCACAGAGACCGGAAAGGAGUUGGCAGCAUAUCCAUUGUCACCUAGAUUCGCAAGAAUGUUGUUGUUGGGCAGACGCUACAAUCUCUCGGCUCACACAGUAGCCCUCGUGGCUUCACUCGCUGUUCCUGAGCUCUUCAUCCCUCAGACUCAAUACAACCUUGAGAACGCUCCUGAUGAAGAGGAGUCAGAAGACGAGAAUGACACAGCCAGAGAACGCUAUGCUAAACGCCAGAUCCGCACAGAAGCAGACAACAUUGCUGCCUCAGCGGCAGAACUCAAGAGGAAGGCAUACGGAAAGGCCCAUGCCACACUUUCACGCUGGGAUGAUCGCAGUGAUGCAUUGAAGCUCUUGACGGCAAUGGCCGCAUACUCCGCUUCCUCAUCUCCCGCAUCCUUCUGUUCCGACUACUUCCUGCGCGAGAAAGCCAUGAAGGAAGCAGGACAACUAAAACAGCAAUUAACAGCCAUCGUACGCAGUCACUCACGCACCGGCACCGACGACCCAACACUCUCCCAAAAGACCCUCCCACCACCCACAGACAAGCAACGCGCCAUCCUCAAACAAUUCGUCGCAGCAGGCUUUAUCGACCAAGUCGCUGUCCGCGCCGACAUCAUCGGUGUAGCACUAUCCCGCAGCCCACGCCGCGCAAUCGAAGUCCCCUACCGCACACUCUUCACCUCCAGCAGUGGCGACAUCGUAGGCCAAGACCCCGAAGCCCGCGCCGCAGCAAAACUCUCUUACGUACAUCCGUCUUCUGUGCUUGCAAGACUUACAGUCGCUGAGAUGCCUGAUUAUAUCAUUUACUCGCAUUUGUCGCGUCAAGCACCUUCGCCUCCUUUCGAUACAAUCCCUAAAACUAGACUGCACCCUUUGACAACAGUGACUGCAAAACAAUUGGCAAAUCUUGCAGAAGGAACACCGUUAUUGGAAGUCGGCAAGCCGGUUGGUAAGAUUGAGCAAUUGCCUAGAGGUGCUGAUGGUACUCCUUGGCCUGUUGGUGCUAGAAAGGUGGUACAGAAACGCAUUGGCGGUGCUUGGGAGAUUGAAAAGGUUGUUGGUUAA